CUUCUGUUGUACUUUCAUCUUCGCCAAUGCCCGACAUGGCCUCCGUCUCACACCCCCAGCAGCGACAAUUCAACCCUUAUUCAUCAAAUGGUGGAACAAUCCUCGCCAUCGCAGGCGCAGACUUCACUGUCAUCGCAGGAGACACCAGGCAGAGCGAGGGAUACAGCAUCCAGACGCGUUACGCGCCGAAAGUCUUCCGAUUGACGGAUCGUGCGGUGCUCGCGGUCAACGGCUUCGCUGCUGAUGGCAACAUGUUUGUCAAGAAAGUCAAACAACGCUUGGAGUGGUAUCGCCAUGCCCAUGCCAAAGACAUGCCCCUUCGAGCAAUCGCACGCUUGAUUCAGACAAUGCUCUACGCUCAGCGAUUUUUCCCUUACUACGUUUACAACAUUCUUGGAGGUAUUGAAGACGAUGGUACGGGGGCGGUGUACUCCUUCGAUCCGGUCGGAUCCUAUGAGCGCGAAGCGUGUCGUGCUGCCGGAGCUGCACAAUCGCUUGUACAGCCAUUCCUUGACAAUCAGAUUUACUUUAAGAAUCAGACCGCGGCCCCCGGGACGACGCAUCCUUCACAUCUUCCGUUGCAAGAUGUGGUAUCCAUCGUCAUUGACUCGUUUACAAGCGCAACGGAGCGUCACAUCGAAGUUGGUGAUGGACUCGAGAUGUACAUUGUGCUUGCCAAGGGUCGUGGGGUGCAAGGCUUGGAAGGCGUCCUCGGCGCACAAGAGCUGAGCACAAAGACGGACGGUGAGCGGGUCUUUGUGGUGAGACGAGACCUGAAGAAAGACUAGACCCUGUAAUACAUGCACCUGGACCUUUAGCAAUGGACAUCCCAUCCAUCAUGAUAUUUGUUUCAUUAAUGCAGCCUUUGUCGUUCGCUAGGUCGCUCGAGUACUUUUUAGACAUUGGUAGUCAGAGUAGAGUACGUCACUGACAACGGAAUCAGCCACGUGUCAUCCACGCGAUCGGACCUCGGAGGUCCAACUCC
Messenger RNA from Heterobasidion irregulare TC 32-1, 985 nucleotides. Its product is annotated as putative peptidase T1A, proteasome beta-subunit. NCBI's taxonomy places the organism in Eukaryota, Fungi, Basidiomycota, Agaricomycetes, Russulales, Bondarzewiaceae. Bases 27 to 788 code for a protein of 253 amino acids. Gene Ontology annotation, cellular component: proteasome core complex. The record is from RefSeq and is a predicted model, not a curated record. The transcript is spliced from 6 exons.